Molecule: messenger RNA, 2040 nt
Organism: Tribolium castaneum (red flour beetle)
Lineage: Eukaryota; Metazoa; Arthropoda; Insecta; Coleoptera; Tenebrionidae
Gene: Slh
Product: SLY-1 homologous
Exons: 8
Coding region: 129-2012 (627 amino acids)
Biological process (GO): endoplasmic reticulum to Golgi vesicle-mediated transport; intracellular protein transport
Cellular component (GO): cytosol; Golgi membrane
Molecular function (GO): syntaxin binding
Source: RefSeq, a predicted model, not a curated record
UUAUGUUGGCAAGUGGGGUAGUUGUCAAAUGAACACGUCAGCUGUUUAUCGCGUAAUUUUCAAAAAAAAUCUUUCUCCGAAAAUAAGACAGCACUAAAAUCACCCCUUUGUGUCAAAUUCGCCCCACAAUGACUUCACUGCGUCAAAAACAAAUCAAUGCCCUCAAACAAAUGUUAAACUUGAAUCAACCCCAAAGUAAGUUAAGCGCCUCGGAACCAAAAUGGAAAGUAUUAGUAUACGACAACGUAGGACAGGACAUUAUUUCGGUAUUAAUAUCAGUCAAGGAAUUGAGGGAACUAGGGGUCACGUUAUUUGUCCAGUUGCACUCAGACCGGGACCCUAUACCUGAAGUCCCCGCGGUUUAUUUCUGUGCCCCCACUGAGGAAAAUCUCGGCCGGAUAGCACAAGAUUUUCAAAAGGGGGUCUACGAUAUUUAUCAUUUGAAUUUUAUUUCUGCCAUUUCACGGCAAAAACUGGAAGAUCUUGCCUCGGCGGCCUUGCAAGCGAACUGCGUGGCCAACAUACACAAAGUUUACGAUCAGUAUGUUAAUUUUAUUUCGCUAGAUGAUGACAUGUUUAUACUAAAAAACCAAAACAGUGACGCCUUAUCAUAUUACGCGAUAAAUCGGGGCGACACCAAAGACACGGAAAUGGACGAAAUCAUGGACAAGAUCGUCGACUGUUUAUUCUCCGUGUUUGUCACUUUGGGCACAGUCCCCAUAAUCCGGAGCCCCAAAGGCAACGCCGCUGAAAUGGUCGCGAGGAAAUUAGACAAAAAACUGCGCGAAAAUCUGGCCGAUGCUCGAAAUAACUUGCUCCAUUCGGACGCCCAAGCGGGGAAUUUUAACUUCCAAAGGCCCCUUUUAAUCGUCUUGGACCGAAAUGUGGACAUGGCCACACCCCUUCACCACACUUGGACCUAUCAAGCCCUAGCGCACGACCUACUCAACCUAAACCUAAACCGCGUCGUUAUCGAAGAAAGUGUGCCAAGCGGAGGCGUCCGCUCGAAAAACCGGGUGUGUGAGUUGGACACGAAAGACAAGUUCUGGUCAACACAUAAAGGCUCGCCGUUUCCCACAGUUGCGGAAGCGAUCCAGGAAGAGCUAGAGCAGUACAAGUCGUCGGAAGAGGAAGUGAAGAAGUUGAAAAGUUCGAUGGGGAUUGACGGAGAGAGCGACAUCGCUCUGUCGCUAGUUUCAGAUAACACGGCAAAAAUUACCUCAGCUGUUAACUCGCUUCCGCAACUGUUGGAGAAGAAACGGCUAAUUGACAUGCACACGACUCUCGCGACGGCACUUCUCAACGGAAUAAAAUCGCGGAAAUUGGACAACUUCUUCGAACUGGAGGAGAAAAUCAUGAGUAAAACCCAAGCGUUGGAGAAGACGAUCUACGACUUGAUCGUGGACCCGGAAACGGGCGUUCCAGAGGACAAGAUCCGCUUAUUUAUCAUUUUUUACAUUUGCAGCCCACAUAUGAGCGAAAGUGAGUUAAAACGCUACGAAACGGCCUUAUCAGAGGCCGGGUGCGACCUCUCACCCAUCCAUUACAUAAAAAGGUGGAAGAGUUACGCAAAAAUGGCGUCCGGUUCGAACCAAUACGAAGGCGCCGGUACAAAAACAGUAAACAUGUUCUCAAAACUUGUCUCACACGGCUCCAAUUUCGUGAUGGAAGGGGUGAAAAAUUUGGUUAUUAAGCGACAUAAUUUACCGGUGACACGUAUUGUGGAUCAUUUGAUGGAGUUUAAGAACAGUCCGGAGAUGGACGAGUACCACUACCUUGACCCUAAACAGUUAAAAGUGACUGAAAUUCCGCGUAACCGCUCGCCGUUCCAGGACGCUAUCGUUUUCAUUGUCGGUGGGGGCAAUUACAUUGAGUAUCAGAAUUUGGUGGACUAUGCUAGGCAAAAAACGGCGGCAGGGAGCACCAAACGGAUCACCUACGGGUCGUCCACGCUCGCCAACGCGCAACAGUUUUUAAAGCAACUUUCGUUGUUAGGGCAGGAAAUUGUGUAAUUUUAUAUUUAAUAAAGUAUUGUUAUUA